AUGGUUACCGAUACGAUGGGAAAGGUCUGCAUCGUCGGCGUUGGCUACGUUGGCGAACAUCUCCUUGGAGCGUUCGCCGGUGUCCACCCCACCAUUGGCUUUGAUAUUUCUGACAGACGUAUCAAAGAGCUCAGCACCAAGUACGGGGAGUUGGAGCAUGUCACCCUUACCACGGACGAAGCCCUCUUGGACCAGGCCCAACAUUACCUCAUCUCCGUCCCUACCCUCAUCAAGGCUGACCACUCUGUCGACUUCUCACACCUGAAGUCGGCCUUGUCAACGGUCUUCCGUCAUGCGAAACCUGGCAACACCAUCGUCAUCGAGAGCAGUGUCUCCGUUGGUACCACUCGCCAACUCUUCUCAUCAGUCCAACACCUCUUCAACUGUGGCAUGUCACCAGAGCGUGUCGAUCCUGGACGGACAUUCCCAGCCGCCUGCGACAUCCCCAAAAUCAUCUCAGGCCUCUCACCCAAAGCAUUGACCGUUAUCACGAAGUUGUACUCCAGUGUCUUCAACCACGUCGUCCCUGUGUCCACACCAGAAGUUGCGGAGAUGACCAAGUUGUUCGAGAAUUGCUACCGAUUGAUCAACAUCGCAUACGUCAAUGAGAUCAGCGACUCCUGCAGAAAGCUUGGCAUCGACCCCAACGAGAUGAUUGACGCCGCUGCCACCAAACCCUACGGCUUCCAGGCCUUCCGCCCUGGCUUGGGUGUUGGUGGUCACUGCAUUCCAGUCAACCCAUCAUACCUCUUCCAGACAUGCCCUGACCUCCCUAUCCUGGAGGAGUCAACGAAGCUCAUGAGAGACCGUCCCUUGAAACUGGCAAGAGAACUCCAUGCUCAUUGCUCGUCGAGCACCCUCGCCUCCACCGACCUCCAACCACGCGUACUGGUUGUUGGUGUAGGCUUCAAGCCUGGACAGUCGGUGAUCUCGCACUCGCCAGGUAUUGACUUUGCAACUCAGCUCAACGAACUUGGCUGCGACAGACUUGCCUUUUAUGAUCCUUUGGUUUCGCAAGCACAGCUAUCCUGGAUGGAGAAGCUAGAAACCGUUGAUUUCACACCGGAAGAGCUGGCUGCGGACUUUGACGUUAUUGCCAUCUGCAGCCGACAGCGUGGUGUUGACUUCAAGGUCCUGGACCAGCUGCCAUCCGAGAUGGUUUGGUCAUACGACUGA
Molecule: messenger RNA, 1176 nt
Organism: Exophiala viscosa
Lineage: Eukaryota; Fungi; Ascomycota; Eurotiomycetes; Chaetothyriales; Herpotrichiellaceae
Product: UDP-N-acetyl-D-mannosamine 6-dehydrogenase
Exons: 1
Coding region: 1-1176 (391 amino acids)
Biological process (GO): polysaccharide biosynthetic process
Molecular function (GO): oxidoreductase activity, acting on the CH-CH group of donors, NAD or NADP as acceptor; oxidoreductase activity, acting on the CH-OH group of donors, NAD or NADP as acceptor; NAD binding
Source: RefSeq, a predicted model, not a curated record